This is a messenger RNA of Macrobrachium nipponense, 780 nucleotides long. RefSeq names its product malignant T-cell-amplified sequence 1-like (gene MCTS1). Gene Ontology annotation, biological process: formation of translation preinitiation complex. Gene Ontology annotation, molecular function: RNA binding. Bases 146 to 694 code for a protein of 182 amino acids. NCBI's taxonomy places the organism in Eukaryota, Metazoa, Arthropoda, Malacostraca, Decapoda, Palaemonidae. The record is from RefSeq and is a predicted model, not a curated record. The transcript has 4 exons.
AGGCAACGUGCAAAAGAAGAAGAAGAAGAAGAAGAGCUGCAGACUAAACGACAACAUUGCAUGCGGCAUCUGCUCCGAGCUGGGCAAGUUUUGGAUAAACCCUAACCAGCGAGUGAUCGGCCAAUUCUUCUAGAAUCUCGUCAUUAUGUUUAAAAAGUUUGAUGAAAAGGAAUCGGUUUCAGGCACACAGCAGUUGAAAUCAUCAGUGCAGAAAGGGAUAAGAAAUAAAUUAUUAGAAUCAUUCCCUUCACUUGGUGAUUACUUUGAAAAGAUUUUACCCAAGAAGGAGGCUUUUAGGAUUGUUAAAUGCCAUGAGCACAUAGAAUUGUUAGUAAGAAGUGAUGGAGAGCUGUUAUUCUUCAAACAGAGGGAAGGACCUUGGAUGCCAACAUUAAAGUUACUGCAUAAAUAUCCAUUUAUGCUGCCAUGGAUGCAAGUGGACAAAGGUGCCAUUCGUUUUAUAUUAAGCGGUGCUAAUAUAAUGUGUCCAGGACUCACAUCACCAGGUGCUAAGAUGUCCAAAGUAGACCAAAAUACGGUUGUAGCUGUGAUGGCUGAAGGGAAACAGCAUGCCUUGUGUGUUGGAAUUACAUCUUUGUCUUCAGAUGACAUAGCAAAGACUAACAAAGGUGUAGGUAUUGAAAAUUGUCAUUACCUUAAUGAUGGUUUGUGGUAUAUGAAACCUGUCAAGUAACUUUUAGUGUAAAGUUUAGAACUGUUAAAGUGCGGUAAAAUGUGGAAUGAUCCAAAAGUUAAUAAUAAAAGAAAAAAUUAUCUGUA